AUGGCGGGAGCCCAUUGUGCCAGCUACGAUGGGCAGGGUGCCGCCACGACCCCGUCGGGCCGAGACGAGGAUGCGCAUUCCUCCUCCAACUACGCUCAGCGGGGUGACCACGUCGCUAGAGCCUCCUCCUCGUCGGUGAGUCGCGCGGGUCAGGGAUCGCUGAGUUCCAGGCGCUCUCGGCACACCUUCAGCCGCAGCUCGCAUAACCCGUACGUACUCCUCAGUAGCAGCGACGUCAAUCGCCCAGAACAGGAGGCAUCUGCUAUGGAGAACUCCUCGAGAGCCGUGCGACGGCGCCGCAGCAGCUACAGCUACAGUAACAACACGUCGCAGAAUGCGCUCAUGUUCGAGUUUAACUCCGCCUCCACCUCCACCUCCACUCCGACCCCUGUAGACUUCGGUUCGAGCAACCUCGCUGACAGCGGAACGAUUCGCCGGUACCCUAGCCAGCAACUGCAACAACAGCAGCCCGUGGAUUCGCCGUCGACACGGCUUUGGCGCGAUGGCAACCGAAUGACAUUGUCUACGACCGAUGCUCGUCCCAUCUCCACGACAGUGGGCACUCUGACCUGCAGCGACAAGGAGCAGAACUUCAACGUCAACGUGAAGCAGCGCGUGCGGCCCGGCACCAACUCCGCCAGCUGCUCCCUCAACACCUCGAGUACAAUCAUGCCGGUGGUCCAGUCCGUGUCACCUACGCCGAACAGCGCUUCCGCGAUGGCGCACAACGUCUCUAGCAUCCCUCAGGCAACCUUACCCGUGUCACUUGGUGCCACCUCCAACGCGUCCCGCUUCGCCACGAGCGGCGGCUCGGCCUCGGAGGACCACAGUUCGUGUGGGCCUUCAUCCCAGCAACUCGAUCACCGCUACGUUGAUGUGGCAGCGAGUACCCCCAGCACGGCGGAUGGCAUCGAGCUGACAGGUCAGCGGAGGAGCGAGCCUGAAGUGAGCCCCUACAUUCCGUGCCAUUACCCUCCAAAGACCCUGUACUAUCAGCACCCACAGCAGCAGCAACAACAGCAGCACGCGCAGCAGCAGCAGCCGUACGGCUACGGCGUACAGGCCCGACCUUACCCACUGCAGCAGCAGCACCAGCAGGCUUACGUUUAUGGUGGUUACCCGAGCCAUAACUACCCUGCUAUCUCUCCUCAGCCGGGCUACUACACACAAAUAACCGCGCCCCCAAAGCAGCAGCAGUACUACGCUCCGCCGGCGCCCAACAGCAACAUGGCCGUGCUCGGAAGCGCGGCUGACGGUGCUCCUAGCCCAACUUUCGCAGAAGUGGCGUAUGCAUCAAUGCCACAGCCUGCGCAGGCCCCUUACAUGGCCAGCGCGGGGACAAUAAUGGGCCCGUACAGUUAUCUGCCGACGCCUCCGAUGGCGCACUACGCUGGCGUGGCCCUCGGCAGUUUUGCGGACGUGCAGAGCACUGCACCACGGCAAAGUUCCGGGAAUGCUACGGCUCAAGUUCAAUACACCCAAGCGUUGGCGGUGGUCGCCGCCGGUCCCACCCCAGCCGCCGCUGCCUCUGCCCUCGGCAAGCCCACGAAGGCCAAAUCGCAGCACGCGGACCCCCCACAGCAACAUCAUCAGGGCGCUAAGAAGGUCGCCGCCCCAGCCUCUGUCUCAAGCUUGGCGUCGACUCUCGACACGGCCCCGAGGGCAGGCACGCAGUCCGCGUCGACCGUGACCCGCACGCCACCAGCGCCAAGACCGGUCAGCUCGUCCUCGAAGAAGCUCCCCAAGAAGCAAGACGAUGUGCGCUUCCACGUGAACCGUGACGCACCAGUUCGCUUGUUUGUGGUCGUGAAGCGCAAGAGAGAAGGUCAGCGGUACGCUUGCGCCCUCCCCCCUGAGGAGGUGCCGGUGGGCAGCCACAUGCUUGUGGAGGGAGACCGCGGUGCCGACAUUGGCGAAGUGAUCCGCCACGUGUCGAUUGAGCAAAUGGCACGCGACUGCGCCAUCGUGGAGCGGCUACGACAGCGGGCGGUGGAGCGAAUGCUCGGGGGCAAGGAAGGCAUCGUCGCUAACGCGCAUGACGACGCUGCCAAUGCCGAGCUCGACGAGACCGAUUUGCCGCAUCUGACGGGAGAGGCUGCUUUGGAGUACGUCAUGUCACUCAAGACGUGGCCGUGGUUGAUUGGGCCAACCACGGCGGAGGACAUGGCGAGUCUGGGGCCGCAGCUCGAAGCCGAGAAGCAAGCCUACGCCAUCGCUAAGCCGAUUGUGCAACAGUUCAUCGAGAACCGCUACCAGCAGCGCGCCGCGCGCAACGAGGCAGCACUGGCGGCCGCCGCUGCUACUGCUGAGGCAUCUAAGACGGCCGAUACCGCGGCUGCUGCGGCUGAGAAGGCGGGAGAGUGCAGCGCCGAUCACGCCUCCACAGACGACGGCGAUCGGCAUCGCAACCUGACACCUCUGUCCGUGGAAGAACUGGAGAUGCUCGAGCUGAGCCGUGAGGUCACGCUGCUCGACUGCGAGUAUCAAUUCACACGCGAGAAGAUCACAUUGUACGUCAGCCGCCCGUCUCGCAACAUUUUCGUAGACUUCCGCAGCAUGCAGCGCAAGCUCUUCCGCACCUUCCGCUGUCGAAUCUGGAUUGCCUACAUGGACGAGGUAACGCACGAUAAGGACGCACCGGAGUCGUUUGUUUUUGUGCCCUAUUCGUCCAUGCCCGCCGCUGCCACCGCGCCGACGCGCGGCGAUGCCAAGGGCACAAAGGAUGUGGUGUGA
Molecule: messenger RNA, 2733 nt
Organism: Leishmania major strain Friedlin
Lineage: Eukaryota; Euglenozoa; Kinetoplastea; Trypanosomatida; Trypanosomatidae
Exons: 1
Coding region: 1-2733 (910 amino acids)
Cellular component (GO): cytoplasm
Source: RefSeq, a predicted model, not a curated record